AUGUUUGUGAUUUUCAUAGAUUUAUUCUAAUAAAAGAAAUAUUUCAAGGUUUAUUUGCUUAUUUUAUAUUAAAACAUUUAGAUAAGAAAUUUUAUUUAGAAUAAAAUUAGAAUAAAAAAAAUGAUGGAAUAAAAUAUUAUCUUAAAUAGUUUGAAAAAUCUAGACAAUUCUAAAGCAAGCAGUUUAACACAUCUAAAUCUAAAAUUUAGUAAUUAAAUAAUAAAUGAUCAAAAUUUAUAAAAGAUUCAUACCUUUUUAAGACUUUGUAAAGAAAUUAGAACUUUGAUUCUGGAUUUUGAAGAUUGUUCUCUUUAGGAAAAAGAUUCAAAGUUAUUAUUAAAUGAUUUACCUGAAUUUAAGAAUUUAGAAACUCUAUAAAUAAACUUUAAUUUUAACAAGAUAAAGAAUGGAGCAAAGGAAAUAGCUUAGUUUCUAUUAAAAUGUUAAAAGCUAAAUACACUUUAAAUUUACCUAACUAAAAAUUAAAUCAAAAAUUCUGAAGCAUCUGAUAUAAUUAAAAGUAUAGAGACAAUGAACAGCCUUUAACAUUUGGAAAUUGAAUUUGAAGGAAACAAUAUUGAAGUUGAUUCAUUAACGAGCUUAAAAAAUACUUUAAAUUGCUUAUAGAAUAAGUUAUUUACUUUUAAAAUCGGAUUAGGUUAUUUAAAUAGAUUUGAAAGAGCUGAUUAAUUUCAGAUUAAUGAUGAAUUGCUAUAAAGUGUAAUGUAAUGCUUGAAUGCCUG
Molecule: messenger RNA, 743 nt
Organism: Tetrahymena thermophila SB210
Lineage: Eukaryota; Ciliophora; Oligohymenophorea; Hymenostomatida; Tetrahymenidae
Product: kinase domain protein
Exons: 8
Source: RefSeq, a predicted model, not a curated record